This is a messenger RNA of Botrytis deweyae, 433 nucleotides long. RefSeq lists its product as uncharacterized. Lineage: Eukaryota; Fungi; Ascomycota; Leotiomycetes; Helotiales; Sclerotiniaceae. The transcript has 3 exons. The record is from RefSeq and is a predicted model, not a curated record. The coding region runs from base 1 to 243 and encodes 80 amino acids.
AUGCCUAUUUCAAAGAAAGACAGAAUCGCUCGUGAGCACAAGAAGGCCGAUAAGGAAGGCACCCGCGCCCCGGUCAAGGCAAAUGGCCUUCCAGUUAAACCAGCCGCACCAAAGUCAAAAUGCGAGUUCUGCAAGAUGGAAUUGGUCAACACAAACAAGGCACAAUUGAUAAGCCAUGCUGCAAAGCACGAAGACAAGGGAUGGACCAAGGAGAAGUGCUGGCCAAAUGAUUUCACUGCUUAAGAGACUGGACAAAUGAGACUACAGUAUGGCGGAACAUGAUACCAUGAAUUGUUGGGGAGUAAGGCGAAAUCAGUCAUCCUGAGGGCAUUGCAUAUUCCGAUGAAGGGUCUUAGGGAAUGGGGGGCAUAUUUUACGAAGCCGACUAUUGGGUUUCCGAAAUAGCAAUUAUGAAUGAUCGUCCCCUCACAAU